AUGUCUACUGUAGAAGUUUCACUGACAGUGGGUAAACUGGAUGCUUCAUUAGCAUUAUUAACCACUCAAGAUCAUCAUGUAAUUGAGUUUCCAACAGUAUUAUUACCAGAUAAUGUUAGGGCUGGUUCAAUUAUUACCAUGAAUGUUCGUGAAAAUAUUCCUGAAGAACAAAAGCAAAGAAAAACGUUUGAGGAGAUUCAACAGAUUAUUUUGGAAAAAUAUGGAUCAAAAAAGCCUAAUCCACCAGUACUAAAAGUUAUUAAUACUACGCAAACUAGUUGUGUAUUAUCGUGGGAACAAUUAUCACUAGGUUCUGCUAAGUUAAAACAACUAAUUCUUUAUAGACAGGGGGUACGUUCUAUUAUAAUCCCUAAUCCUUUCAAAGUUACAUCCACUAAGAUAUCUGGCCUAUCUGUGGAUACACCUUAUGAAUUUCAAUUGAAAUUAAUUACUACAUCUGGUCAAUAUUGGUCAGAAAAGGUAAAAGUUCAUACACAUAAAAUGACAGACAUGUCUGGUAUAACAGUUUGCCUAGGUCCAUUAGACCCCUUAUUAAAUAUUAAUGAAACACAGAUUGAAGAUUGUUUAAGGAUUAUUGGCGCAAGAAAUUUACAAAAACACGUUGCUAUCGACACCACACAUUUUAUUUGUAACGAUGUUGAUAAUGAAGAUGAUAAGGAGUUGAUAAAAGCGAAGAACAAUAAUAUUCCUAUUGUCAGACCAGAGUGGAUCAGAGCCUGUGCAGUAGAAAAGAGAAUUGUUGGUGUUAGAGGAUUUUAUUUAGAUGCUGAUAAGGGAAUUUUAAAAAGUUAUCCCUUCCCACCUGCAUCGUCCACAUCACCACUACCUACAGCUUCUUCAGGUGUUGAAGAGGAAUUGGGUUCUGAGAAAGAACUAACUCAAACAACGGAAGACACAAGGGAAAGUGAUACAGAAAAUCCUUUAGCAAAUGAGGAGCCUACUACCAAAGAUAUAGUAUCUGAGAGUUCUUUAGCUGAAGAUUAUAACACUGAAAAUGUAUCCAAUGAUAAGAUAGAACCAACGGAAGUUGAUGUUAGGGAUUCAGAAUCUAAAGAUAAAAAUCUGUUUAGUGAAAAUAUUGUUAAUAAAGAACUAGUCUCGAAUGAUUCCAAGGAUACUGAACCAAAGAGAGAAGAAGAAGAAGAAGUAAUUACAGAUGAAAUCACAUCUGACCAAACAAGUAGCAAAGAAACAGAGGAAAACCAUGGCACAUCCGAUGAACCAAAAGAAGAAAACAUAGUUACAUCUGAACAAAAUGCCACCAAAGAAACCGAAGAAACUCAAAACACUCCUGAUGAAACAGAGGAAGAAAAUGUGACUAUAUCUGAACAAAUUAUCAUCAAAGAAGUUGAGGAGACUCAACACGCUCUUGAUGGAUCAGAUACUCAAAAUAGUAUUGAUGAGGAAAUAGUUAGAGAAGAACCAGUUUCUGAAGCAUCUACGGGCAUUGUUUAUACAACAAAUACAUACAUGGCACAAGAAACAGGUAUUAAUGAAACCGGUUCAGAAGGCACAGUCACAGAACAAUUAUCUGAAAAUCAGUUGGUAGAUGAAGAACCUCGUGUAGACAAUUCUGUUAUUAAGGAAGAAAAACAACAGGAAGAAGGUGAAGACGAAUGUGAAGACGAAUGUGAUGAUUCAGAAACUAAUGACGUUGGUACCACAAAUAUAAAUACUAAUAAGAAAAACGAUGCUGCCAUUAGCAGUGCUAAGUCCAACAGCAACAAAAAGAAAAAUAAAAAGAGAAAAAACAAGAAGCGUUGA
This is a messenger RNA of Arxiozyma heterogenica, 1785 nucleotides long. RefSeq names its product Chs5p (gene CHS5). Gene Ontology annotation, molecular function: protein dimerization activity. The coding region runs from base 1 to 1785 and encodes 594 amino acids. NCBI's taxonomy places the organism in Eukaryota, Fungi, Ascomycota, Saccharomycetes, Saccharomycetales, Saccharomycetaceae. Gene Ontology annotation, biological process: conjugation with cellular fusion; Golgi to plasma membrane transport. The transcript has a single exon. The record is from RefSeq and is a predicted model, not a curated record. Gene Ontology annotation, cellular component: trans-Golgi network; exomer complex.